AUGUCGAAACCCACAGGCGUCGAGAGCUUCGAGUUCGUCCAGACGCCUCCUGCUCCCCAGCCCACCUUUGAAAAGGAGGAAGAGUGUGGCGUCCGCACCACCAAGGCGCCCGCCAUCAAGAAUGCCCCCCUUCCCGCCGAUGGCCCCGGCUCGGACAGCUUCUCCAACUGGUUCAUGAUCGGUGCCAUGGUCAUCGUGCCGUACUACGGCGCCUGGAAGAUCGGCUACGGCUUCAAGACGGCCCUCUUCUUCGCCCUCUUCACCACCGUGCCCAUCCUCACCGGCUACUGGUACAUCGCCUCGCGCAUCGGGCCCCGCAAGAACGAAAAGGCCCGCCUGCCCGGCCGUCCCGUCGAGCACUACAUCACCUUCAAGAAGGACGAGGACAAGCUCAAGUACCGCGGCAAGAACAAGAUCCCCAUGGAGACCUUCCAGGAGAAGUACUUUGACGGCGACGUCGAGUUCAACGGCGACGCCCUCGAGGUCCUCGAGUACCGCCACGACUGGGCCGCCUUCCACUUCACCCUCAGCCUCUUCAAGUUUGUCCUGUUCCAGUUUGCUCCCGAGGUCAUUAUGCACUCUCGUUCCCAGGACGAGGAGCAGGUCCGCGACCACUACGACCGCGGCGAUGACUUUUACGGCUGGUUCCUCGGCCCGCGCAUGAUCUACACCUCGGGCAUCAUCUCCGACAUCGACCGCGAGGAGACCCUUGAGGAGAUGCAGGACAACAAGCUGGCCAUUGUCUGCGAGAAGAUCGGCCUCCAGCCCGGCGACACCCUGCUCGACAUGGGCUGCGGCUGGGGCACCCUCGCCCGCUUCGCCAGCGAGUUCUACGGCGCCAAGGCCACCGGUGUGACCCUCGGCCGCAACCAGACGGCCUGGGGCAACAACGCCAUGCGCAAGGCCGGCAUCCCCGAGGAGCAGAGCAAGAUUGUGUGCUGCGACUACCGCGACACCCCGACCAUCCCCGGCGGCUACAAGAAGAUCACCUGCCUCGAGAUGGGCGAGCACGUCGGCGUCCGCCACUUCCCCGCCUUCCUCAAGCAGAUGCACGACCUCCUCGACGACGACGGUGUCUGCUACUUCCAGCUCGCCGGCCUCCGCAAGUCCUGGCAGUACGAGGACCUCAUCUGGGGUCUGUUCAUGAACAAAUACGUCUUCCCCGGUGCCGACGCCUCCACCCCGCUCGGCUUCUACAUUGACCGCUUCGAGGGCGCCGGCUUCGAGGUCCGCAACAUUGACACCAUUGGCGUCCACUACUCGGGCACCCUCUGGCGCUGGUACAGGAACUGGCUCGCCAACAAGGACAAGGUCGAGGCCAAGUACGGCAAGCGGUGGUUCCGCAUCUGGGAGUACUUCCUCGCCUCCUCCACCAUCAUCUCCCGCCAGGGCAGUGCCACGUGCUACCAGAUGGUCCUCGUCAAGAACAUCAACUCGACGCACCGUGUCGAGGCCAUCCCCAGGCAGUUCAACCUCUCGGGCGCCCUCGCCAGCAGCAAGGCCAACAUUGCCGACUGGGCCAAGAGGAACAACGUCACCUCCUCGACUGCCUUUACCGAUUAA
This is a messenger RNA of Verticillium dahliae VdLs.17, 1563 nucleotides long. Its product is annotated as cyclopropane-fatty-acyl-phospholipid synthase. Gene Ontology annotation, biological process: cellular response to biotic stimulus. The coding region runs from base 1 to 1563 and encodes 520 amino acids. The record is from RefSeq and is a predicted model, not a curated record. Lineage: Eukaryota; Fungi; Ascomycota; Sordariomycetes; Glomerellales; Plectosphaerellaceae. The transcript has 4 exons.